CAAGAUGACAUGCGUGACAUGGUGUCGGGUGUUUAGUGUGAAGCCUGGUUUAAAGAGCCCAUGUGCUCUCAUCCUCUCAGUCCACCUCGAUUCCAUCUCGAUUCUGGGUGCUUAGAGGCGUUUCACUGGUGCAGUGAUACCUUCCAGAGGCAGUGGGGUCAGGCAUAGUCGCUAGUCUGCAAGUGAUGCAGGUGAACAGCUCGGCCUUCAUUCAGCAACUGUUUGUUGAGUGUCGGUUGUGUGAGCGGCACUGUUCAUUGUAGGUGCUGGGAUCCAGAGCUGAAGUCGUGUCAAGGUCCCUUCCCUCACUGAGCUCACGCUGUCGUGGAGGGAUGCGGAGGAUAAAUGAGGUCAUUGCUGAGAGAGUAUUGGGCGGUGCUUGGGGUGGGUCUGUAGGAGAGCCUGUCGGCAGAGGUGACUUUUGAGCCAAGGCCUCUGUGACAAGAAACUAGCCAUGCAAAACUGUGGGAUAAGAGUGUUUUGGGCAGAAUGAACAGCAAGUGUGAUGACCCUGAGGGAGGAGUAGGUUUGGUGUUUUGAGGUAGAGAAGUAUGGCAAGUAUGUAAUGAAAAAGGAAGAAAACGAUAGGGAACAAGGAUGCAGUGUAGGGAGGGGUCAGAUGGAUGCAGCGUCCUAGUUCGUGGUGAGAGGCUUAGAUUUGAUUGUCAGUGUGAUUGAAAACCACUGGGACGUUGUAAGCCAUUUACAGGUGACUCGUGGAUUUUUCUUUUUUUUACAUUUUAAAUUGACCCUUAAAUAUUGCAAAUAUAACUUUAUUGUAGUGAUAGCCUUCAGUUCCAGUGGACCUUGAAUGGCAAGAAAAGGAAAUAAAAGUCAUCUGACAUUACUCAGAUUCAAAAGUAUCAUGAUAUUACUUGGUUUGAUUUCAGGCCAUUUGUGAGACUCUAAAUCUUCCGAAAAUGGCAACCCUAGUGCGGUCCGUCCCAGGAGCUCUUGGCCGUUGCUGAUGGCAGAAACCAAACUCACUUGCGGUUCACGUGCAGCCCCCGAGUGUCAGCCCAGCCCGGGUCACCCUAGCCAUGGAUGGUGCAGCGGCCGUACAGGAAGGCCUUUUGGAGGACAGACCCGGCAGUGGGGUCUCGGCUCACCCUGAGGCCCCCCCAGAGCCCACUGGCUCCUUGACAUCACUGGGCCGGUGGGAUGAAGCCCAGUGUGCCGGUGUUGAGGUAAACAGAGCUUCAGAUGAAGGAGGAAGCCAAGGAGACACCUGUCCGAAUGGGCCGGCGCCACAGUUCCCAGACCCUCCGCUGACAGUGGGUCCUGAAGCCUCUCCAGGCUCAACAGAGGCUUCACUGCCCCUGGAGAAGGAGGAGCAGGUCCGACUUCAGGCUCGGAAACGGCUGGAAGAGCAGCUCAAACAGUACAGGGUGAAGCGCCAGCAGGAAAGAUCAAGUCAACCUGUAACUAAAACGAGACUUUUUAGCACACUUGAUCCUGAACUCAUGUUGAACCCAGAAACCUUACCGAGGGCCAGUGCCGUGGCUAUGACCAAAGAAUAUUCCUUCCUGCGCACCAGCGUCCCUCGGGGGCCGAAGGUGGGCAGCUUAGGGCUCCUGGCACAUCCUAAGGAGAAAAAAAGUUUCAAAUCGAGCAAAAUUCGGUCUCUGGCUGAUUACAGAACUGAAGAUUCAGACGCUCGGAAUUCUGGUGGAAAUGUUCCAGCUCCGGACUCUGCCAGGGCCUCCCUGGAGCAGAACCGAGGCAGUGGGACGUCAGUGGUGUCUGAGCUCAGCCUGUGUCCCGAGGCCGACGACCGCCUGGAGGAUGCGUCCCUGACGGGGGACAAUGUGUCUGAGGCUGACGGGACCGAGAGUGACAGCUCCUCCUAUAGCAGCGUCUCCGCCCGAGGGCCGGCCGGCCUUCUGGUGAACACUGGGGGCGUGGUCCAGGCCCCCGGUGGGGUCAGCAGCCGGGAGAUCGCCGCCGGCGCCCUGGGCCAGCUCCCCUCCAUCUCGGAUGUCCUCCGGGCCGCAGCCGCCGAGCGCCAAGAGCAGAAGGUCAACGGGGAGACGCGGCGCCGGGCCGACAGCAUCUGCAGCAGCGUGUCCGUGGGGAGCUCUGUUGCUGAAACUCAUGAUGAAAUGUUGCAGGUUCUUAAAGAAAAAAUGAGACUCGAAGGACAGCUGGAAGCUUUAUCGUUAGAGGCUAGUCAGGCACUUAAAGAAAAGGCCGAGCUGCAAGCGCAGCUGGCCGCGCUGCACACAAGGCUGCAGGCACAGCUGGAGCAGAGCCACAGCAGCCAGCAGAGGCAGGACUCCCUCAGUUCAGAGGUGGACACCUUAAAGCAGUCUUGCUGGGACCUUGAGCAGGCAAUGAGCGCUCUGCAGAACAUGCUGGAAGCCAAGAAUGCUAGCCUGGCCUCCUCCAACAGCGACCUGCGGUUGGCAGAGGGGCAGUACCAGAGACUCAUGGCCAAAGUGGAAGAGAUGCAGAGGAGCAUCCUCAGCAAGGACAACACAGUGCAUGACCUGCGGCAGCAGAUGACAGCCUUGCAGAGCCAGCUGCAGCAGGUGCAGCUGGAGCGCACGACGCUGACCAGCAAGCUGAAGGCAUCCCAGGCCGAGAUUGCAUCCCUGCAGAGUGUCCGGCAGUGGUACCAGCAGCAGCUCGCCCUGGCCCAGGAGGCCCGGGUCCGGCUGCAGGGCGAGAUGGCCCACAUCCAGAUUGGACAGAUGAGCCAGGCGGGCCUCCUGGAGCACCUGAAGCUUGAGAAUGUGUCCCUGUCCCACCAGCUGACGGAGACCCAGCAGAGGUCGAUCAAGGAGAAAGAGCGCAUCGCCGCCCAGCUCCAGGGCAUCGAGGCUGACAUGUUGGACCAGGAAGCUGCCUUGGUGCAGAUUCAAGAGGCGAAGACGAUGGUGGAGGAGGACCUGCAGAGGAGGCUGGAGGAGUUUGAAGAUGAGAAGGAGCGGCUGCAGAAGGCGGCGGCUGCGGCGGCGGCCCUGGAGCAACAGCUGGAGCAGGUGAAGCUGACUCUGCAUCAGCGGGACCAGCAGCUUGAGGCUUUGCAGCAGGAGCACCUGGGCCUGCUGAAGCAGUUCGCCUCGACGCAGGAGACUUUGCAGAGCAGGGAGCGGGCCCUCGGGGACCUGCAGGUGCACUGCGACGAGCUGCAGGCCGGGCUGGAGGAGCUCCAGGGGGAGGCCGCUGCCAGGGACGACGCCAUCCGUUUCCUGCAGCACGAGAAGACCGUCUUGGAGGUGGCUGUGCAGGCGGCCCGGAGCGGCAGGGAGGAGUUUGAUAGAGAGGCAGAAUGCCUGGAAGAGGGUGCCCAGGACACGUCAGGAACUUUAGAGCAGUUGACCCAGGAGUUAGCCAUCAAGUCCAGCCAGGUGGGGCACCUGCAACAAGAAGCUGCCUCCCUGAAAAAGCAGGCGCAGAAACUAAAGGAACAGUUUCUUCAACAAAAGGUGAUGGUGGAGGCCUACCGCCGGGACGCCACCUCCAAAGACCAGCUCAUCGGUGAGCUGAAGGCUGCAAAGAGGAGGCUGGACUCGGAGGUGAAGGAGCAGCGGCAGGAGGCCGUCCGACUCCACGGGGAGAAGAGGUCCGCGGAGGUGCAGCACUUGCGUCUGCAGAGGGAGGCGGCGCAGGCCCGUCAGCAGCUGGUGGAUCUCGAAGGGCACCUCCAGUCCACGCGGCGGGAGCGUGACGAGAUGGAGAUGCACUUACAGUCUUUGCAGUUCGAUAAAGAGCAGGUGGCUGCUCUCACGGAGGCCAACGAGGUGCUCAAGAAACAAAUAGAAGAGCUGCAGCAAGAAGCCACGAGGGCCAUCACCGAGCAGAAGCAGAAGAUGAAGCAGCUGGGCUCAGACCUGAGCAGCGCUCAGAAGGAGGUGAAGACGAAGCACAAGGCCUAUGAGAACGCCGUGGGCAUCCUCAGCCGCCGCCUGCAGGAGGCCCUCGCGGCCAAGGAGGCAGCCGAGGCCGAGCUGAGCCAGCUGAGAGCCCAGGUGGCCAGCGGUGGCGGCAGCGACCACACCCUGCACGAGCGGGUCCAGGCCCUAGAGGUGGAGCUGCAGGCUGUGGGCCAUAGCAAGAGGAUGCUGGAGGGGGAGCUGCAGGAGGUCAUCACGCUGACCAGCCGGCAGCUGGAGGAGCAGCGGGAGAGGGUGCUGGAGCUGGAGGACGAGCUGCAAGAGUCCAGAGGCUUCAGGAGGAAGAUAAAGUGCCUUGAGGAGUCGAAUAAGAAGUUGGCUCUGGACUUAGAGCAUGAGAGAGGGAAGCUUCUGGGCCUUGGACAGUCCAGCGUGGCCCUGAGGGAACACAACGGCAUCUUAGAGACAGCUUUAGCCAAGAGGGAAGCAGACCUGGUCCAGCUGAACCUGCAGGUGCAGGCAGUUUUGCAGCGCAAAGAGGAGGAGGACCGCCAGAUGAAGCAGCUCGUCCAGGCCCUGCAGGCUGCGCUACAGAAGGAAAAGGUGAUGGUGCACAGCCUUGAGGAGCAGGUUGCUGCCGCCCAGGCGGAAGCGGGGCACAGCCGCCGCCAUUUUAAGGCCGCCACCUUAGAGCUGAGCGAGGUGAAGGAGGAGCUGAAGGCCAAGGGGCAGGAGGUGCAGCGGCUGCAGGCGGAGGCAGACGGGCUCCAGAUUCAGGAGGGGAAACAUUCCCAGGAGAUAGCACAGUUCCAGGCAGAGCUGGCAGAGGCCCGGACCCAGCUCCAACUCCUGCAGAAGCAGCUGGAUGAGCAGCUGAGCAAAGAGCCCGUAGGAAACCAAGAGAUGGAAAAUCUCAAAUGGGAGGUGGAUCAGAAAGAGAGAGAGAUGCAGUCCUUGAAGCAGCAGCUGGACUUGACUGAGCGGCAGAGUAAACAGGAGUUGGAUGGAACACGGCAGUCAUUGCAGAAUAUUAAAUCUGAGCUGGAGAUGGUACGGGAAGAUCUGUCCCUGACCCGGAAAGAUAAAUUCAUGCUUCAAGCUAAAGUGUCGGAACUGAAGAGCAACAUGAAGACGCUGCUCCAGCAAAACCAGCAGCUCAAGCUGGACCUGCGGCGGGGAGCAGCCAGGAUGAGAAAGGAGCCGAAGGGAGAAGCCAGCUCUUCCAGCCCCGUGACGCCGGUGAAGAUCCCUGACUGCCCCGUGCCGGCCUCGCUUUUGGAGGAGCUGCUGCGGCCCCCGCCUGCUGUGAGCAAGGAGCCCCUCAAGAACCUCAACAGCUGCCUCCAGCAACUCAAGCAGGAGAUGGACAGCCUGCAGCGCCAGAUGGAGGCACACGCGGUCACUGUGCACGAGUCGCUGUCCUCGUGGACGCAGGGGGACCCCGCCAGCCCCUCCUGCCUGGGCGAUCACGCCAACCCCGGAGGAGACACGGAGCAACACGGUCAGAGCAGGGCCACGAGAGAGCACUUUGGAAUGGGGACCGCGGAGCAUCCCCACCCCGAGUGUUUGUAGCUGACCGCAGGAAUGCUCUCUUCUCCGUGUUAUUUAUUUGACUGUGUGCUCUAUUGUCUUUCUAAGAGAUGAAAGUUAAGUUUUGCGUUGGCCGUUACAAGGCGUAAAGUAACAAAACGAGAGCCGAGAAUUAAUGAUAGUCAUCUACAGGUCACAACCAGCUUUUCCCACGAAGUGACCAAAUCUUAAAAACCUAAUUUAGGUCUCAGUGAGACAUUUUGAAUGUGUCUGAAGGGUUAUUUGCAGAAGGAGGUAUCUUAGGCCUGAUGGUAGACGCUGCUCUCGGACGGUCGCUGGCGGAGGCGUUGCAUGGCUGCGUCCAGCUUCUCACUUUCCUGUCUGAUUCAGAAAGAACUUUCCUCCCUGCAGGAGCGAGACUUCGUUUGCACCUUUGGUUUUUAUUUUAUUUUGUUUUGUUUUCAAUAGCCAUCUCUCCGUAGAACGUGUAUAUAAAUACCGGAAAUCAUAAUCUAAUCUUUAAAAAGUAUGUGCUCAUAUUAUUUAAGAAUGACCCGAAUUGUCUUUUUAUUGAUUGCCUUUGGAAAAUCUGCAGUUAGGAAGUAACGUAUAUGUAGGAUUUAGGAAUGUCAGAAAAUUAUGUUUUAAGAAAUGUAAUUAUUUUAUUUACCUUCUAAAGCCAAAUAUUCUUAGCAGAAGUUCUUUGUUAUUUUAGUUUCACUUUAUUUUGAGGGUCUUUCCUUGCCAUGAGUGCACAACGCCCACGUGUUUGACCCCUGGCCCUGCAUGGCCUCGCUCACCUUGGCCAACCCCCGGGCAGGCCUGAUGGCCACCAGGACGCCCACAUAGACACCACGGUCAGCACACGCUGACCUGAUCCGUGAGGCGUGGGGAGAGGCCUGAAGAGAGGAGGGGAGGGGAAGCGAGGAGGAGGAGCAGGGCCGGGGCUCGCGCGGGCUCCAAACCAGGGAGCAGGGCUUCCCCAGGCCUCACACUUCGCUCUUGUGUGGCAAUGUCCGCCAGCGCCUGUGUGGUCGUCAAGAGAUAUGCUGGCCUCUGUGCGGUGACAGCCUUCAGAAGGGUGAGGAGGCCCUCGACCCUCUCAUCUGGAGAGCAGCGAAAGGGGCAGGUCAGCAUGAGAGGGUCUCCGGAGGUUUAUUUGAAAUCAGACACCCCAAGUGUGUGAGGUCCCGCCUAGAGUGACUGUGAGACUCGAGGUUUGUAAGCUUGCCCCUAGUUUGCUAAGAUGAUCUAAAGUAAUGUUCAUUGUUCCAAGUUAGAGAAGAGAGAGAGAACGGGUCUGUGUGGCCCCCUGUGCGGGUCGGCUGGGCUGAACAUGAAGUCUGCGGUGUUACUGAGCAGGCCAGACACACUCGUGUCACCGCAUCACCUGGGUCUCUCUUGUGGAGAAAACAGCGUGGUGUUUUUAUUCUGCUUGUGUUCUCUCACAAUAUGCUGUUAGAAGGUUAAUUGAUAAGAUUAAAGUAGCAUUAAUCACAAAGAUGUUUAGUGUUUAAAGAAAUUCCCCAGCAAGUAUCGGAACGUCUAAAAUAUGUAUAUCAUCUGUACAGGGUUAAUCUUGGAAAUUAUACUUGAAAACUUUAUUCUGCUCUUCAUUUUAAGUUGGAAAUCAUUUUUGACAAAAUUGUUUUCAUACCAUUGGAAAGAAAAAUGGUAAUUUAUGUUCUUAUUUAUUUUGGCUGCGAUAUCUUUUGUUUUAAUUUUAGAGCAAAGAAAUCACACUUAGCCUCAUUUUGUAGCUGCUUUCUCGCUCCUUGCUGAGGUCUUCCAGAAAAUCACAGUGUAUCUUCUUCCUUAGGAAAGGAUAAAGGAAUCCUGAGUAUAUCCAUCAAGAGAAAGCCAGUCUCUGUUCCCCGCCCCUUUUCCUUCGUCGAGUCACCCUCCAUGUGUGUACGUGCGUGCGUGCAUGUGUGCGCGUAUACGUGUGUG
Messenger RNA from Kogia breviceps (pygmy sperm whale), 7319 nucleotides. Lineage: Eukaryota; Metazoa; Chordata; Mammalia; Artiodactyla; Physeteridae. The record is from RefSeq and is a predicted model, not a curated record.